AUGAUUAACCUUGCUUCAAAUCCAUCAAACUUGACGUUUUUAGACUGUGGAUCUACAAAUCUCACUAUCACCAAUAUCCCAAUUGAUAUCACUAACUUGACUGAUGUGAGUUAUGUGUUACAAAAGUUUGAAGAUGAUUAUCAAUGUGGAAUAAGUUAUUAUCAAUAUAUGAAUAAACAUAAGAGACAAUUGGGUCUGGAGUUAAUGUCAAGAGACCUACAACCAAAUAUCACUCUGCAAGAAUAUGAUUGUGGGUUAUCAAAUUUGGCUAUCUCUCUUGAAAAUACAAAUGGAACUGACUUUUAUGAUAAUGUAAUUUAUAAUUGUGGAUUAUCAUAUGCCGUAAAUAAGGCAACAAAAUCAGAUUCUCAAAUGAUUAAAAUUCCAAAAUUAUUAUUGAUGGUUAGUUUAUUAAGUGUUAUUUUAUCAUUAAUCUAA
Messenger RNA from Scheffersomyces coipomensis, 438 nucleotides. RefSeq lists its product as uncharacterized. The transcript has a single exon. NCBI's taxonomy places the organism in Eukaryota, Fungi, Ascomycota, Pichiomycetes, Serinales, Debaryomycetaceae. The record is from RefSeq and is a predicted model, not a curated record. The coding region runs from base 1 to 438 and encodes 145 amino acids.